This is a messenger RNA of Closterium sp. Naga37s-1, 4292 nucleotides long. NCBI's taxonomy places the organism in Eukaryota, Viridiplantae, Streptophyta, Zygnematophyceae, Desmidiales, Closteriaceae. The record is from the annotation of a GenBank genome assembly.
CGCUCUCCCAUUGGUGCAUUUUUCACCGGAAGCGCGCCGACCAGGUGGUGCAGACAUGGCAGAAGCACUUCGCGAGCACGUCGCAGGAUCGCAAGUUACCACUGCUUUACCUCGCGAACGACAUUCUGCAGAACAGCCGCAAGAAGGGCCCAGAGUUCAUCCAGGAGUUCUGGCAGGUGCUGCCCUCCGCUCUCCAGGACCUCGUGCGCGUCGGCCCUGACAGCACGCGCAAGUCCACCCUCCGCAUCGUGGACAUAUGGGAGGAGCGCAAGGUGUUUGGGCAGCGCGACGAGCCGCUGAGGAAGCUGCUGCUGGGAGAUCUCGCCACCGCGCCGCCCGCCACGUCAGCCGCUCAGGCAGACGAGCAGCCUGCCGCGGGAGCGGUUAGCACGGCGAAGGUGCGCGGCCCUCUGGAGCGCAUAUCAUCGGUGUACGGAGCAGUGCAGGAUGCGAGCAAGGACGAGGACACGGCGGUGCGGCGCUGCAGUGCGAUCAUCAACGAGCUGCAGACCAUUGAGAAGGAGCUCACUGCUCUCAAGUCGCCUGCUAAUGCGUCUGAGGCGGAUGAGCGGGCAGUGGUGUUGGACAGGCUGGACACAAAGCGCCAUGUGCUGCAGCAGUGCUGCGACCAGAUGGCGGCGUGUGAGCGCAAGCGAGCGCUGCUGGUGAAGCUGCUGACAGAUGCGGUCAGGACACAAGAGAGCAAGCUGGAACGCCUGAGGUCACAGGUGGAGAUCGCGCGCACACAGUCGGAGAUAGCAGCCAACCUGCGCAAGCGAGCCACGGAGGAGGAUGCUGCUCGCGCCUCUGCUGGCCUCACUGCUGCAGCCAACCCCUCCGCUACUGCCCCUGCCACCACUGCUGCUGCACCAUCCGCCCCAGCAUUCUUCCCAGCCCCUGCAACAGCAGCGGCCCCUGCCGCUACAGCUGCACCUGCACCAGCGUUCGUUCUCCCCGGGUUCCAACCUCCCCCAGGCACGCCUCCUGAGAUGGUGGCUGCAGCCGCUGCUGCUGCUGCAGCUGCCGCCGCUGCUGUAAACACUUCUCAAGCCUCUACCCCUGCUGCUGCUGCCGCUGCCGCCGCUGCUUCUGCUGCUGCUGCCGGCAAUCCAGGUUUGUCGGCUGGUCUUGCUGCUGCAACAGGCCCGGGUGCCGGAGCUGGUGGGGUCACCGAUACUGAGCGGGAGGCUCGGCGGAAGCGGGCGGCGGAGCUGACGAGCCAGCUGGUUGCUUCGGCAUCAUCUGCCGCGAUUCUGAAAUCCGUUCUUUCGUCGUUUGCAGCUGGGCAAUCAGUAGCAGCAGGAGCCGCCGCUGCUGCUGCUCCGGCUGACGCUGCUGGUGCAGGUGGUGGGGCGGAUGGUGGUGGUGGCGGUGGUGGGGGGUUACAGAUCCCGGGAGCACCAGUUUCUGGGGCAGAUGCUACAAACGACCCUUCUCAGCCACCAGAGAAGCGGCUGCGACCCACCGAUACAAGCACACCGCCUCUGUCGCACUUGUUUGCAGCUCCUCCCGCCACCGCCGCUGCCUUUGCUCCCCCAAACCAUGCAAUGUUCCCCCCGCCCCCACCCCCACUGAACAUGGAUGGUAUGCCAUUUCCCCCCUUGCCCCCUCCUCCCCCUCUCCCUACUCAAUCCCCUCCUCCCCAACAGACCUCUGCUGCUAUGCCGCAAUAUUCUCUUGCCCCCCCUCCCCCUCCCUAUACUGCUUAUCCUCCCAAUGCUGCCACUGGCGCUCCCCCCCCUCCUUAUAAUGUACUAGGGCAGGGUAAUGGGGGUUAUCAGGGGCAAGGGCAGAUGGGGCCAGGGGAUGGGGGUAUGGGAGGGAAUGUUGGAGGGCAAGGGGGGGAAUAUGCUGGGCAAAAUGGAGGGGGGGUGUACAACGCGGGGGUGUUCGUCGCGCGCUGUUUCCUCCGCCACCCUCCGGCGUCCGCGCGUCCACCCGCGCUACUCGCCGCGCCCGUUCCUUCCGAACCAGCUCGCCCCGCGCCUAGCCUUCCCCACGGCCGCGCCGCCGCCCGCGCAUUGCGCUUCCCUCGCGCCGCUAUGCGAACACCUUGCGUGGGAGCUUUUGCUGGGAAUGGCGGGGAGGGCGGAAGCGCGGCGAGACCGCGGAUUGACGGUUCCUGUGGUGUGGCGGCGGCCGCAGGCAGUGGCGGCGGCGGCGGCGGCGGCGGCGGCGGCGGUGGCAGCUCGAGCAAGUGGGCGGGCUCGGUGUGGACCGCGCAGGAGAUUGCUGACGUGGCAGGCGGCGCCGUCGUCAGGGACGGCCCGCCGGGGCGCGUCUGCACUGACACGCGCCAGCUGGCGCCCGGCGAUUGGUUCCUGGCUCUGCGAGGGCCGCGCUUCGACGGCACGGAUUUCCUGGAAGAGGCGGCGCGGAGGGGGGAAAGCGGGAAUGGGGAAGAGGGGGAAUGCGCGGAAGUGGGGUUAAGAGAAGAAAAGGGAGCAAGGGAACCAAACUUGCCUCCGAACCUUCUGCCAGAGGGAUGGCAGGGAGGGUUGGUGGUGGUGCCAGACACGCUCGGCGCGCUGCAAGGCUUGGCGAGGGAGGCUCGGCGGAGAUUCGGCGGCGUGGUGGUGGGGGUGACAGGCAGCAUGGGGAAGACCACGGCGCGGGCUUUAACUGCCCUCGCUCUCUCGCCCCUGGGGGCCGUGCACCAGACCCAGGGCAACCUGAACAACCACAUAGGAGUGCCGCUCACUCUCUUAGCUCUCCCUCAGUCAUCAGCAGCGUGUGUGGUGGAAAUGGGAAUGAGUGCUCGAGGCGAAAUCGCCCUCCUCUCCACCAUCGCCGCUCCCUCCAUCCGCGUCCUUCUCAACGUGGGUCCCGCUCACAUCGGCGACCCCUCGCUGGGUUCUCUGGAAGCCAUAGCAGAGGCCAAGGGGGAGAUGCUGGAAGAUGCAACGCCAGGCGAUGUGUGCGUGGUGAAUGGGGACGACAGUCUUGUCAUGGGGCUGCCGAUAAAGAAAGGAGUCACACGGGUAAGUCUCCACCCAGCCACUCCCUCCCCAUUCCCCUGCCCCCCACACACCUCGGAGACCCCACACCCGGCUGGGUCGCUGGAAGCCAUGGCAGAGGGCAAGGGGGAGAUGCUGGCUGAUGCGCGGGAUGGAGAUGUAUCACCUUUGGUCGCUCCCCCGCCAGUGAUGUGCAGCUGCUGUGGGCGCGCGCAGUGGAUGGCGGCAUGGCUGUUGAAACCGCCAUUCGCAGCAACCUGCCUCGCGGCACAGGAGGAGGAGGAGGAGGAGGAGGAGGAGGAGGAGGAGGAGGAGGAGGAGGAGGAGGAGGAGGAGGAGGAGGAGGAGGAGGAGGAGGAGGAGGAGGAGGAGGAGGAGGAGGAGGAGGAGGCGCAGCAGCGGGAGCCGGAGCCGCAGCAGCAGGAGCAGAAGCUGUGCAUGCUCCGCACACUCCACGAGAUCAAUGCUGACGGCAACACGGUGCGAGUGAAGAUCAACAGCCCCGGGCUGCAUCUGGCUGACAACGCCCUUGCGGCAGCAGCCGUGGCGGUGGCGGCAUGCGUGCCUCUGCCAAUGGCGGCGCGACACAUGGCACGAUACGAGCCCGUCGGGAUGAGGAUGCGGGUCGAGCGGAUACGAAGAGGCCGCCACGUGGCGGUGCUGGGUGACAUGCUGGAGCUGGGCAGCCAAUCAGAGAGCGCACACUUGGACGCGCUCUCUCUCUGCCUCUCCCUCUCGGGAAUAUCUCUCGUUCUGACAGCUGGGGCGGGCUUUAAGUCUGCCCUGGCGAAGAUGGUGCAGAGGGGAGCGAGGGGAGGUGCAGGGGAAGGAGUGGGGGGUGGGGAUGAGGAUGUUUCCUUUCUCGCUCCCCAGCGCACAUCCCUCUCCGCCUCGUCCCCGCGCCAACGCCUUCCGCAAAGGCCCGCACGGCCAGUAGCCGCGGUCGCGGCGGAAACCGCCUCCGCGGAAGACGACGUCCCGCCGCCAGGGUGCUCGCGGAUCAAAAUCGAGCUCACGCGCCCGCUGGGGCUCGUCCUAGAGGAGCGUGCGGGGGGGAUUUUCGUGGCGGAGGUGGCGCGCGGGGGGAACGCGGAGGCGACGGGGCUGGUGGACGCGGGCGACCAGCUGAUUGCGACGAGUGCGAUCGUGUUCGACGACAGCGACUCGUACGGCGGGGUGGUCGUCAAGAAGGGCAUGCGGAUCGUACGGUUCAACGUUCGCGGCGAGAAGUUUGACACGGUCAUGGCUGCAAUCGGGACACAUCCGUCGUAUCUCAAGGUCGCCAUAGAGCUGCAGAAGUGCAAGCCUCUCACCAGGGACCCCACCACCUCGUAG